This is a messenger RNA of Suillus discolor, 1332 nucleotides long. Its product is annotated as copper fist DNA binding domain-containing protein. The transcript is spliced from 5 exons. Bases 120 to 1301 code for a protein of 393 amino acids. Gene Ontology annotation, molecular function: copper ion binding; DNA-binding transcription factor activity, RNA polymerase II-specific; RNA polymerase II cis-regulatory region sequence-specific DNA binding. NCBI's taxonomy places the organism in Eukaryota, Fungi, Basidiomycota, Agaricomycetes, Boletales, Suillaceae. The record is from RefSeq and is a predicted model, not a curated record. Gene Ontology annotation, biological process: intracellular copper ion homeostasis; positive regulation of transcription by RNA polymerase II; intracellular iron ion homeostasis. Gene Ontology annotation, cellular component: nucleus.
UGGUCCUCUAAUUUUAUCAGGUCCCAUAUAUCCUGGCAUUUACUGAGUUACAACUUACGGCGUCCACUCUCAGCUGUAUGGAAGGGUUGUCCUAGCCGCAAAUAUUGGUAUUGGUUGCGAUGGUCCACAUCAAUGACAAGAAGUUUGCCUGCGAGUCCUGCAUCAAAGGACAUCGAUCCUCUUCUUGUCAUCACUCUGAACGACCGUUAUUUGAAGUAAAGAAGAAAGGCCGCCCGGUAUCGCAGUGUAAAACAUGCCGCGAACUGCGGAACUCAAAGCGAGUCCACUCAAAGUGCACCUGUAACCCUAGGGAGGUAGUCGACAAAAUCCCUAUACCAGCAGCUCGCCCUGACAGGAAACCGAAACGCUUCAUGCCCACGGUACCUACACUGCCGAAUGGAAUAUCAGAUGCCUUGUUAGCCUCGUCUUCCUCGCAGCCUGCGAAUACAAGACAGACAGUUGAUUCAUUGCUCAACCCUUGCCAUUGUGAGAAUGUUCGGCAGUGCCUGGGACGCUGCCGAUCUAUACCUCUUAGAGGUUUUCCAGCAUCUGCAACUGAAUCAUCUCCAAACGGUCUAGCCAUGCUCGCCAACGCGGCUGCACUAAUCUGUGGGGAUACCGUAUCGUGUCCAACGACGCAACGCUCCGAAAAAUCUUCUGUAUCUUCGAAGUCGUGCUGUACUAAAGACGCCCAAACAGCAGUCGUUCCCUCAGUCCAUUCUGACCUCCCCCCCGUCCAUAUUCACACUCUUACGUCGUCGCCACCUUCGUCUUCGAUGAUUGUACCAGAUUUUCCCACAAUACCUCCAUUCAGCGCUUUGAACUCAAUCGCCGGGUCUGGGUGCACCUGCGGACUUCGGUGCGCUUGUCCAGGCUGCGUGGAGCAUCGUGGGCCUAUCCAUGCUUUGAAGGAGCACAAAGAUUGUGCUGAUGGGUGUACCCACUGUGUCGACCACUCAGCAGGCAUUGAGCUUCCAACUUUAGGGCAAGGAGCUAGUGGAAACAGCAUGAUCGACCAAUUUUUCGCACGGGCCGCGUCCCUACCCAUUCCUCCUGCGAAUCGUAAAGUUGGGGUUGAGAUCGAUCCAACGGACAUUACAGUCUAUCCUGCCGACCUUUUUUCAAAGUCAAACAAAAAAUGCGAGGACCGAGGUGCAGUAUUCGGACUAGUCACCGUGCCGAAGCUUGCACGUUGUGGAGGGCGGUGUGGUUGUCCAUCCGACGGCUGUGGAUGUGGACAAUCUUGUGAUGAUUGUCUUGAUGUCGAACAAGUUCACAACCGGUCAGAGUCUGUUAGCUAACGGGAAUUUUUAUGCAUUGAAUUUUGGGCGU